ACAGUUGACAGUGACAGUCGGUGAUAGUUCGCAAGUAAGUAUGGAUGCUUGUUUGGCUGUUGAAAAAGAAAUAGACAGAGUUUUAUCAAAAUUCGGGGACAUUAAUGGCAACGCGGGUCGGAUUUUAAGCGACCUCGUUUCUCAUAUCGAGCGAAUUAAAGCAGAACUCGAAAACGCUCCGGAAGAUCACACACUGACCAACGUUCAACUAGACAUACUAAAACAAUGCAUGGGGAAAGUAAAGGAGACCGUAUCAAGACUCACCACCGAUCAUCGAGACCUCCACAGCACGGUUUCCAAAGUCGGCAAAGCCAUAGAUCGAAACUUCGUUGCAGACUUCUCGGCUACCAGUCGCGAAGAGGUUUUUGCAUCGCCUGAAAAAAUUAAUUUAAUCAAUAAAGUCAUCUGCCAGCAUUUGUACAGACAAGGGAUGCAAGAUGUGGCCGACACGUUGGUGACCGAUGCGGAUAUAGCACCAGAAAUACACAACAAAGAACCAUUCACUGAGUUAAAUCACAUCCUCGACAGCCUUAAAAAUAAAGACUUGGAGCCUGCUUUGGCGUGGGCCACUGCUCACCGCGAUGCACUCGAAGCGCAAAAUUCGUCGCUUGAAUUUAAACUACAUCGGUUAAAAUUUAUAGAGUUGUUGAAACAAGGUGCUUCCCAUCAAACAGACGCUAUAUCGUACGCUAGGAUUCAUUUUAGGAAAUUUGUACUUAGGCAUGAGAAAGACAUACAAACCUUAAUGGGGAUGCUCCUAUACGUGCCGAAUGGCAUAGGCAGUUCCCCCUAUAGUUGUUUAUUAGAUUCAGAAAUGUGGUUAGAAAUUUAUGAGCUAUUCACACAUGAUGCUUGUCAGUUAUUGGGAAUUAGCGUAAAUAGUCCGCUAGGGACUUGUAUUAACGCCGGGUGUGCAGCUAUACCUGCUUUGCUUAAUAUAAAGCAAGUUAUGAUGCAGAGGCAGGUCACGGGAAUUUGGAACGGAAAAGAUGAGCUGCCGAUUGAAAUAGAUUUAGGUAAUGAAGGAAGAUAUCAUUCGAUGUUUGCGUGUCCGAUUUUGAGGCAACAGUCGACGCAGAAUAAUCCACCGAUGAGACUUAUUUGUGGACAUGUGAUUUCUAGAGAUGCUUUGAAUAAGUUGUGUAAUGGAAAUAAGAUGAAGUGUCCCUACUGCCCAAUUGAACAAAGUCCAGCAGAUGCACGACUUAUAUAUUUUUAAACUUUAUAAGCAGAUGUUAAUUGUUACUCACAUUUUUUAUAUAUUAUCUAUGUUUUUCUAAUGAUUGUUAAUGGUAUUUAUUUGGUUUGUGUUCUAUUGUGAUCUCUCCAACUGACAUAGAUUAAUAUACUUAGUCCACAUUUUUAAA
Molecule: messenger RNA, 1367 nt
Organism: Zophobas morio
Lineage: Eukaryota; Metazoa; Arthropoda; Insecta; Coleoptera; Tenebrionidae
Gene: Sou
Product: E3 ubiquitin-protein ligase RMND5A
Exons: 5
Coding region: 41-1219 (392 amino acids)
Biological process (GO): proteasome-mediated ubiquitin-dependent protein catabolic process
Cellular component (GO): nucleus; GID complex; cytoplasm
Molecular function (GO): protein binding; ubiquitin protein ligase activity
Source: RefSeq, a predicted model, not a curated record